Physcomitrium patens is the source of this 1608-nucleotide messenger RNA. RefSeq lists its product as uncharacterized. NCBI's taxonomy places the organism in Eukaryota, Viridiplantae, Streptophyta, Bryopsida, Funariales, Funariaceae. The record is from RefSeq and is a predicted model, not a curated record.
UUCAACCUUCAGUUGCACCAUCCUCUCUAGCUCUUCUUCAUGACCCACAAAUUCUUAGUUUAGCUCGCACACUUUAUCACUCGCAGACUGUGUAAAAGCUAUCCAACUCUCUCACUACAAAACUUUACGACAAGUGUCCGUCAAUCUAGACUAAAUGCCUUGAAGCCAUCAACCGCUUUAUCCACACGAAAUAUCUGUUGUGUUCAAGGGACCUCAUCGCCUUCAGGAUUCAUAUCCAUGGAGAAAUUCUCGAAUGGAUCCCCACAUUUGUUCUCAACAAUGCCGGGUUCAAGAAUGAGUUGCACAAGGAUCUGCACGAGAGAAUUACACUUGCAGGAGCAAUCGCGAGGCCAACCUGGUCACUUUUUUCGUCUACCCGGAAGCUUGGAGUAUCGGAAUCAAUCGGAGCCAUGGCCUUAGUGACGAUGCCCCUUGUUGGCGUGAGGCAUUCCCAGUGGUAUCUCUGCCAUGGGCACUCUGCCAUGGUAGAGCACCACCAGCCUCUGGAGCAUUGCAAUAAGCCUGCGCUCGUGCCUGCUUUCUCUGUCAUCUCCACCAGCUUGAGUGGGCGUUUACAUAUAGCGUGUGCCGAUCGAAGUUAUGGCUUCUCAAGCAGAACGAACAAGAAGGACAAUCGUGUAUUCUCCAAGUUCUCUCAGCUGGAGGAUGGAGAAUACUCAACAAUUCAAUUGCCUGGUCAAUUGUCACCUUCCAGGUGUUUUGUAGGAAGACUCCUUGAGAAGGCUCUCUUAGUACUUCUGAAGUCUCAGUUGGAUGAUUGCGGGGACUUGAAUGUGGCUGUGGGCGGGAGCAAUUGGGACCUCUUAAGAGGCAAAGUGAAAAGGAUCGAAGUUUCUGCCAAGAAAGCAGUUUACAAGGGCAUUGUUCUUAGCGAGGUGGGCUUAGCAGCUUCUAAUGUUCGAGCCAAACUUGGGAAGAAUAGGCUGUUCCAGCAACCGUUUAUUGUACAUGCUAAUAUCCGGGUUCGGGAGCAGGACUUCAAUACAAGUCUCACAAGUUCCAUUUUGUCAAGUUCUCUCAACGACAUCCUCCCUCGGUAUUCCCAAGCAAUUCAAGUGCAAUAUGAUAAUGGAAAUUUGCGAUUUUCGAGUUCAGACAAGCAAUCUGGUAGAUAUGGUGAACUGAAGUAUCCUAUCACAGUUAGAGUAGACGUGGAGGAGAGUGGUGAAGUCAUCUCCAUUGAGGCGUCCCAAUCUGCCUCUUCUAAAAUGACAUUUAAGGUUGGACCUGAAGUCAAGAUUACCGACUUUCAAGUAGGCAGCUCGUGGUUGUUACUUACAGGAGAGUUUCUGGUUACGCCCUGGUGAUGUAGUUAUCUGGGCAGCACUUUAGAUGGUGAAAUCUCUUGUUAGUUCUUUUAUAUUUGCUGUUCGUAACUUUUUCAACAAUUGCGACCUGGGCUAGGAAAGUGAAGCCCUCAAGCAUAGCUCCACCAAGGUAAACGAUGUAUCAAGAUCGGGCUCCUACUGAGCGAACGAUAUGGUGCAGUGUAAUUUCUAAAUGCCAUCUCUUUUGUUGGAGAAACAAGGUAUCACAGCUGUUAAGCUUGUAAAAUGCUCAGGAAUAAUGCACUUAAUCUUCUAUGAA